AUGGGUUCCUCCCAUAGUACUGAAGUGCCAGGAGGCGGCUCUGAAGGAUAUCAUGUUUUGCGGGUUCAAGAUGGAUCCCCAGGUCAAAAGGCGAAUCUGGAAGCUUUUUUUGAUUUUAUCGUAGCUAUUGAAGACACUAGACUAGAUCAGGAUAAUGAUACCCUGAAGGAGUUGUUAAAGAAAAAUGUCGACAAAACUAUUAAAAUGUUAAUUUACAGUAGUAAAACCCAAAUGGUCAGGGAAGUUAUGAUUACCCCAAGUGCUAAUUGGGGUGGUCAGGGCCUACUUGGGGUUAGCAUUCGAUUUUGUUCUUUUGAAGGUGCUAAUGAAAACGUCUGGCAUGUAUUGGAGGUGCAUCCGUCGUCACCUGCAGAGCUGGCUGGAUUAAGACCAUUUUCUGAUUAUAUAAUAGGAGCAGACUCGAUCAUGCAUGAGAGUGAAGAUCUAUUUACAUUGAUUGAGGCUCAUGAGGGUAGAGCUCUGAAGCUCUAUGUGUAUAAUGUAAAUGAUGAUACUUGCAGAGAAGUGCACAUCACACCUAAUCAUAAUUGGGGUGGAGAAGGCAGCCUAGGGUGUGGAAUAGGCUAUGGUUACCUGCAUAGGAUUCCAAUAAGAAGUGUACAGACAUUACCGCCAAACCAACCUUAUUCAGCUAGUGUGCCAAUGGGGUCCAACACUGUUAACAUUCAACAGAAUCUGAUACCAGGUGUACAAAAUUUAAACAUAGAUGAUGAUAAAACUCCUUUGAUGUCAGCACCUCAAGUGUCUAAUGUUCAAGCAGAGUAUCCACAGGGUGUACCUCCUCCUUUCCUGUCCGGAGUUCCCAUGGUCAACCCUGGUGGCUAUGUGUCCCCUCCUGGAGGUGUGACUACCAUACCUCCGCCUAUUACUCCUCAACAACAAACAGGACAGCAAGUUUUUUCUUCACAGCCGCCCAUGUCUCAAGCACAAUCAGUUGUAUCCAAUAUGGCGGCAUACUCUAGCAAUUUAGCAGAUGCAACAUUAACUAACCUGGGAAGUAUACCAUCUGUGUCAAAUAUGCAACCUCCAGCUCCACUGCCUAACUUACCUGGUAUCCCAAUGAACCAGCCUCAACCAUAUAUACCGAUUAUGCCAAACUAUACUGCAUCACAAGUACCCACAUCUGCAGCAUAUCCUCAAGCCGCGACAAACCUAGUUCCCACUUUUGACAUGAGCAACUUUGCCCAAACGCCAAUACAGCCACCUCCAAUCUCUAGUGGACUGCCCGUUGUCACUCCGGUGUCAUUGCCAGGAAUGCCAUCUAUCACAGUCAGCGCCACACUGCCUGUCUCCACUAUGCAGGAAAUACACCAACAACAAUCACAGCAGCACCAAGAUUUAUUAUCGUGA
Molecule: messenger RNA, 1371 nt
Organism: Spodoptera littoralis (African cotton leafworm)
Lineage: Eukaryota; Metazoa; Arthropoda; Insecta; Lepidoptera; Noctuidae
Source: the annotation of a GenBank genome assembly